Molecule: messenger RNA, 1500 nt
Organism: Theobroma cacao (cacao)
Lineage: Eukaryota; Viridiplantae; Streptophyta; Magnoliopsida; Malvales; Malvaceae
Source: RefSeq, a predicted model, not a curated record
AUGGGAAAGAAGAAUAGGAACAGAAAGAAGUAUCAAUGGAGGAAGAAGCUUGGUCUAGAUGAUCAAAAGGUGUUCAGAAGCAUUGAAGAUGACACUAACAUAAGAAACAUUUCAGUUGCUAUAAAAAAUGAUGAUAUUAUCAGUAGUUUGCCUGAUGAAAUCCUUUGCCAUAUCAUUUCUUUUCUCCCCUUUAAGUCUGCUGUCCAAACAAGUUUUCUUUCCACCCGAUGGAAAGAUCUCUGGAGGAAGGAUUUUUUGGUACGACAUGGAACCAUAGAUGAUGCUUUCAUUGAAAUUUCAAGCUUCCUCCAUGAUUUUUCCGGUGAAUUAUCAUAUAAGCCCAGAAAUAGCUGGGGGUUCCAAUUCAACCUUGGCAAAAGCAGCGUUCUCUCAGUAGCUAUUGAACCUGAUAAAAAACUUCACCUUGAUUUUUCUAAAGUGAAACAUGAAUUCCCAUGGCAGUUUGAUUGGUUGUUAGAGAUUAAUUUCCCAACCUAUGAUGACCCUCAUUUUGCCUGGUGGUUUGCUCGAAUUCGAAAAAUGCAUACCCUCCAAUCAUUACUCUCUACAUUCAAAUUAAAAACCCUUCAUCUAAUCUCAGUAAGUUAUCUUACUAGCGAGGCAGUUUCCUCUAUGACAAAGAAUAUCAAAUACCUUGAAAGCUUGACCAUAGAAAAAUGCAACGGCUUGCGAUCUUUACAGAUGAAGGCAAGUGGUUCAGAGCUUAAAAAGUUAACCAUCUUGGAUUGCCAACAAUUACAGUUUCUACAUGUUGAGGGUUAUAAUAUAAAGUCAUUCCGAUAUCGGGGUAGACUACUGUCUUUGCAAUGGGGUGCCUCCCUGGGCUCGUAUUGGCCUGAAUAUAAGGAUUAUUUAAACUUCAACCUGGAAGAUGCCAUGCUUGAUUGCAGACAAGGUCCGGCCUGCACCAACAUCAAUAGUUGUGGCUUUGAAUCAAUCUUUCAGCAACUACAAAAUGCUAAAUCUCUUACACUAUGUAGAUGGGUUUUCGAGGCAUUGAUCUACCCAAUUCUACCCCAUAAUAACAAGGAGCUACUUUUCCACCACCUAACAGAGUUGUGGUGGAUUGAUUAUUUAAAGGAAAUUAGAUACAAUAGCAAUGCCUUGAUCUCCUUCUUGCAACUCUGCCCUCACUUGACCAGACUCUAUAUCACUAUUGAUUCUAAAGGCUACAAAAGAACAAGCUCAAACAACUGUUCAGUGACAGUCACAAGGCUUCCAAGAUUAGAAGGUCUCAAAGUUGUCAAAUUAGAAGGAUUUCCCAACGAAAGAGAGGAGAUUAUAUUGGCUAAACGCUUGAAACAAGUAUUCAAUGUGGAACCAUUGAUCAUAGCCAAGUCAAAUUAUAGGACUCGUGUGCGGGUUCUGGUAAAAGAAAAUGAGAUUCAAAAAGGAGGGGAAGAUCCAUGCAAGUUUAUUGAGAAAAGAGUUGAAGAUUUUUAUGAAUUUUGCCCUAAACAUGUUCACAUGGGCCUUUAA